AGACCACACAACACGCGCCCUCUACCAAUGGUGCCAGCAGAGGCGCAGAAUGAGACGGAUGCCAGGUUGCCGCCAGGUCUACUCACUUCGACCUUAGUCAUGUCCCUCAAAACCGUGCGCCCUAUAUAUAAAAGCGAUUUCGUGGAUGAAGAAACCCUCGAGACACUGUACGACCAAGUGCUCGUCGAAAUCUACGAACGGGCUGGCGUCACUAGUUUCCUUCGCGGACAUCUUCCAAACUACCACAAAGCUACUCGCAAGAUGUUAAUGAGUGACCAUGGUCUGCUUGGGGCAGACUAUUCACGAAGUCCUCCCAACUACAGAACUUUCCGCAGACAGGCCGAACGCGUCUCUGAAGUCGAGAAAGCAAAACUCUCCCCUGCCGUCCUCGAGGGUUGCUUAACCAGAACAACGUUUCGAUGAUCUGCAACAACCAAGUUGUCAAGUGGCUGAACCUAGCGAUCAAGAUGCCCAAGUACCAAAAUGAAACCUUGAUGAACAUCAUCAACCCAGAAGUCAAAGUCCUCAUGAGAGAUGAGAAACGAGUUUCCUCUGACAGUUUUAACGGAUGGA
This is a messenger RNA of Fusarium odoratissimum NRRL 54006, 573 nucleotides long. RefSeq lists its product as uncharacterized. The transcript has a single exon. The record is from RefSeq and is a predicted model, not a curated record. Bases 28 to 423 code for a protein of 131 amino acids. NCBI's taxonomy places the organism in Eukaryota, Fungi, Ascomycota, Sordariomycetes, Hypocreales, Nectriaceae.